GUUACAACACCCAUUGGGAGUGCUCGGGGCAUGAGGUGAGGGUGCAUAAUAUUUUGGCUUUCCCUAUCGACUGUCUCUCCCACUAACAGACAGACAGUGCUCGCUCUUAUUUUCUUCCAUGGUCGUCUCAUUUGCAAGUUUGUAGGAACAUUACAGUAAGUGAAUGUGACUCCAUCUUUUGAAAAGCCCUACUCAGUGUCUUUAUGGCUUUUCUCUUUCGAAAAUUUCAAGAGUUUGUGAAAAUUCUUGCAAAAAAUCCAACAUUUGCUAGGGAUCCAAGGAAGCUGCAAUAUGAUUCAGACAUAAAUCGACUGUUCCUUUACACCAGUUACAAUCGUUUGGGAAAGAAUGCUGAAGAGGCCGAUGUAGAGGAGAUCAUAGACAUGGCUAGUAAAGCCCUUUUUCAUGAUCAAGAGAAGCUAGUCCAAGAAAAUGUCCAUUCUCAAAUUAAAAGCUUCUGCAUGUCUAUGGAUGAAAUUCUUUUCAAUAUAGAGUUGAGAAAUGAGUCAAAUGAAUCACCUCAUGAGUCAAAUUUUGCUUCUCACAAAAAUGGUCUUUGUUUUGCUACCAAUAAUCAUCAGGAUGUACCUGAAACUACGCCAUUAAGACGAGCUGAAGUUUCUCAGAAACUCAAAGAUAUUAUGGGCUACACACUGGAGAUCAAACCCUCUCAAAUACCUCACAAGGAAGCAGGGCAAGGUUUAUACUUAAAUGGUGAAGUUGAAGUUGGUGCUGUGGUUGCCAUCUACCCUGGUGUAAUCUACUCCCCUGCUUAUUAUCGCUACAUUCCUGGAUACCCAACAGUUGAUGCAACGAACCCGUAUUUGAUCACAAGGUAUGAUGGGACUGUGAUCAAUGCUCAACCUUGGGGUUUGGGAGAUGAAAUCCGUGAGGUGUGGGAUGCCUUGACUGUUCCAAAAGUCAGUCUCAAUAUGCAGGGUGAUGAGAAAGGUGCAGGUCAGUUGCAGAAAAUCGUAAAUGUGCCUUUCAAAAACAAACAAGUCAAUUAUGGUGGUGAUGUUAUAGAGCGAAGAAAUCCAUUAGCUUUUGCUCAUUAUGCCAACCAUCCUGCCAAGGGUGUUGCCCCAAACGUUAUGAUUUGCCCUUAUGACUUUCCAUUGACCGAAAAGGACAUGCGAGUUUAUAUUCCGAAUGUUGUAUUUGAGAAUUUAGAAGACACGAAAUUGAAGGGGUUUGGCAGUUCUUGGUUCAAAUAUGGGAGCUUUAAAAAAACUGGAUCUGAGGUGCCUCUUUUGAAGACUUUAGUCGUGGUGUCUACAAGAGCUAUCUGCAACGAAGAAUUACUUUUGAACUACAGGUUGAGCAACUUGGAGCAUCAGCCAGAAUGCUAUACUCCAGUUGAUGAAGAGGAAGAUGCUAGUAGAUGAAGCUAGAUUUUUGAAGGUUGGUGUUCUUUGUUGCUCCUUGUAGCAUUGUCCCUUUAAUUGAUUCUUACUUGUUUUACAAUAAGUUAGGCAAAAGCUUGUCCAAGUGUCUAAAACCAUCCACAACAUUUUUUUUGUCAAGUUCUGCAUCUACAACUUGGAUGUAGAAAAGGAAAAAAGUUGGAUGUUGCAACUUGCAAUACUUAUGUUAAUAAUUAUAGUACUGGACUCUCCUAUAGCAGGCCUAUCAUUUUAUUUUUCACCCCAGAAGGUCAAGUUGAGUUAGAACUUUCAUGCUUUGAUCUAUUUGCUUCUUGUGCCACCA
This is a messenger RNA of Humulus lupulus (European hop), 1710 nucleotides long. RefSeq lists its product as uncharacterized. The transcript is spliced from 4 exons. NCBI's taxonomy places the organism in Eukaryota, Viridiplantae, Streptophyta, Magnoliopsida, Rosales, Cannabaceae. The coding region runs from base 204 to 1388 and encodes 394 amino acids. The record is from RefSeq and is a predicted model, not a curated record.